GUGCACGAUGUGAUAUGCUCAUCUAUGUGGCUAGUAUUGAAAUAUUUAUGUUUUUUUUUUCUAUUUUUCCUUCUUGCCUCAUCUUUCUCUGCUUUAUUGAUGCCUUUUGUCUUUUACACGUCGACCCUAUCAUUUCAGAUUAACCCUCCUUUAGUUGCUUUGUUUCGGUGACUUUUAAUCGCAUAUUUUAGUUGAAAUUAAACUAGCGCCAUUCUUUGGAAGUAGAAUUCUUGUCCCUUGUGGUGAUUAGAUAUUGGUAGUUUUAUUCCCAUGAUUUACACACUGCUUUGUGCUGAUAGAGAAUCUCAGAAUCACCUCUUUGGUGAGUUACAAGGCUCAGUAAAGAGAUUGGCUGCCAGGCCCUCCUAGAGGAAAAACAUGCAGGGUUCCCUACAUGUUUUGUAAUGAUUCGCACUGACCUAUUUGGCAGGAUAACACCUUUACUAGCAUUCUUUAGCUUCUUUUAUGAAAGAAAGCAGACUGCACUAAUUUGGACAAGAGUUUUCUUAAAUCAUUAGGCUUUGAUGGGUCAUUUUUUCUUUUGAAAGUGCUUUGGUCUUUUUCUUGGCAUGAGCCUCUAGUGGGGCAAACUGCCAGCUUUAUGCUUCCACUACACAGGCAUGCUUGUCUGCAUAAGUGCAUAGCUGCAUUUGAAGAUCAUGGAAUGUGCUUCCUUCUGGACUCAGCACACACACAUCUGUCGUGAUUGCUCCAGGACUGGUAGUUACUGAUAUAAACAGAUGCUGAUAUUGUUCAUUUAGUCCAGUUGAUUCAGAGACACCUCUUAUGGGCUAUAAAAUUUUUGAAGGUUCUUUGGUUCUACUGUCGUUACUUCUUUUCACCUCAUUGGCCGUGGCAGACAUCGCCUCUGAGAAGCAAGCGCUCCUUGCUUUUGCCUCUGCAGUCUACCGUGGGAACAAACUCAAUUGGGAUGUAAACAUUUCUUUGUGCUCAUGGCAUGGUGUAACUUGCUCGCCGGACCGAUCACGCAUAUCUGCCCUUAGGGUACCAGCUGCUGGCCUGAUUGGUGCAAUUCCUCCAAAUACCCUUGGCAGGCUUGUCUCCCUCCAAGUGUUAAGCCUGAGAUCUAAUCGUUUGAUUGGAAGUAUCCCAUCUGAUAUCACCUCACUUCCUUCUUUGCAGUCCAUAUUUCUUCAGGAUAAUGAACUGUCAGGAGAUUUGCCUUCUUUUUUCUCUCCAACCCUUAAUACCAUUGACCUAUCCUACAAUUCCUUUGCAGGACAAAUCCCUGCAAGUUUGCAAAAUCUUACUCAAUUAUCUACCCUGAACUUGUCAAAAAAUUCUCUCUCUGGACCUAUCCCUGAUCUCAAACUUCCGAGCUUAAGACAGUUAAAUCUGAGCAACAAUGAGUUGAAUGGCUCAAUUCCUCCCUUCCUUCAAAUAUUCUCAAACAGUUCAUUCUUGGGGAACCCUGGAUUGUGCGGGCCACCUCUAGCUGAAUGUUCUCUUCCUUCACCAACAUCCUCACCAGAAUCUUCAUUACCACCACCAUCAGCAUUGCCACAUCGUGGGAAGAAAGUAGGUACUGGCUCUAUAAUUGCAGCUGCAGUUGGGGGCUUUGCUGUAUUUCUGCUAGCUGCUGCGAUAUUUGUCGUGUGCUUUUCUAAGAGGAAGGAGAAGAAAGAUGAUGGAUUGGAUAACAAUGGUAAAGGCACUGAUAAUGCAAGGAUUGAGAAGCGCAAAGAGCAAGUCAGUAGCGGUGUCCAAAUGGCCGAGAAGAACAAAUUGGUUUUCUUGGAUGGAUGUAGUUAUAACUUUGACUUGGAGGAUUUACUGAGAGCUUCUGCCGAAGUCCUUGGUAAGGGGAGCUAUGGGACUGCCUACAAAGCUAUACUUGAGGAUGGCACCAUAGUGGUCGUUAAGAGGCUAAAGGACGUCGUGGCAGGGAAGAAAGAAUUUGAGCAGCAAAUGGAGCAAAUUGGGAGGGUAGGCAAACAUGCAAACCUUGUGCCUCUUCGCGCUUACUACUACUCAAAGGAUGAGAAACUUGUCGUCUAUGAGUAUGUUGCCACCGGCAGCUUUUCAGCCAUGUUGCACGGUAUUAAGGGUAUUGCCGAGAAGACCCCGUUAGACUGGAAUACCAGGAUGAAGAUUAUACUUGGAACAGCGCGUGGUAUAGCACACAUUCAUGCAGAAGGCGGCUCCAAGCUCGCCCAUGGCAAUAUCAAGGCAACCAAUGUACUCCUCGACCAAGACCACAACCCCUACGUCUCAGACUACGGGCUGAGUGCCUUGAUGAGCUUCCCCAUCAGCACAUCCCGGGUUGUUGUCGGUUACCGUGCUCCAGAGACCUUCGAAUCCAGGAAAUUCACUCACAAGUCCGAUGUUUACAGCUUCGGUGUUCUCCUCAUGGAGAUGCUGACUGGAAAAGCACCCCUUCAGUCGCAAGGACAGGACGAUGUCGUGGAUCUACCAAGGUGGGUGCAUUCCGUGGUCCGGGAGGAGUGGACCGCUGAGGUGUUCGACGUUGAGCUGAUGAAGUACCUGAACAUAGAAGACGAGCUGGUGCAGAUGCUUCAGCUCGCAAUGGCGUGCACGUCGCGAUCCCCUGAACGGCGCCCGACGAUGGCGGAGGUGAUCAGGAUGAUCGAGGAGCUCCGGCAGUCUGCUUCAGAGAGCCGCGAUUCCUCCAACGAAAAUGCCAGGGAAUCCAAUCCUCCUUCGGCGUAAUGCCUGACGAGCUGCUGUGUGGUUUACUGGUUUGUAUGUUUGCAGGUUGCAGCAAUUCAUUUAGAAUUAAGGCUGGUCGUGAUGGCCUCUUCAAUGUAGCCAGAAGCUUUCAGCACUGGCACUAUGUAGAAGCAUUGCAUGAUGCGCAAGUUGAUUUGCUGGCUUCUUGACCUGUAUUUACAUGCUGUGCUCCGGUGUUGGUAACUUGCGUUCAUUAGAAAUUGUCACUAGGGAGUCUUUUUCUAUGGGGAAAGAAAAAUCAAGGUAGAGGAGACAACGUGAUUGGCAGUUUA
Messenger RNA from Oryza sativa Japonica Group (Japanese rice), 2984 nucleotides. RefSeq names its product probable inactive receptor kinase At5g58300. Lineage: Eukaryota; Viridiplantae; Streptophyta; Magnoliopsida; Poales; Poaceae. The record is from RefSeq and is a predicted model, not a curated record. Gene Ontology annotation, molecular function: protein kinase activity; ATP binding; protein binding. Gene Ontology annotation, biological process: protein phosphorylation.